AUGCUCUCCAUAGCUGCAAUCCCUCCCUUUGCUAUGGGCGUAGAUCCAGUCAUACUAGGCGUAUUUCUAAUAGCGAUAAGAGAAAGAUGGACCCUCAUGAUUAAAUCCCUGGACAGCUACAUCAAGAAUGCACCGUCCAUAUACUCCAUUCACCUAUCCUUGGCCUGUAGCCUUCCGCCUCUCCGUAUCACGAAUGUAGCUGAGCGGAGAGGCGAGUUAAGAGGCGAGAAAAUGAGCAUGCUGGGAGGCGAAAGGUGGACCGAGAUUGCUGAGCGAGAAAGUAGGCUCUUUGAGAGUCGAUAUGGUGCGUGGACGUGA
Messenger RNA from Letharia columbiana, 318 nucleotides. RefSeq lists its product as uncharacterized. The record is from RefSeq and is a predicted model, not a curated record. NCBI's taxonomy places the organism in Eukaryota, Fungi, Ascomycota, Lecanoromycetes, Lecanorales, Parmeliaceae. The transcript has 2 exons. Bases 1 to 318 code for a protein of 105 amino acids.